AUAAAGAUGGAAAAUGCUAAUAAACUCAGCUAAUAAGUAAUUAUCUGCAGGAGCAAGUUCUGAAGACAGGGAAGGGGUACAGACAGACGUGGAGGGUGAUGCACAAACAAUAUUGAAAGCCAUACAGGAAAGGAAAGACCGUGCACACCCAGAGCAAUGUAACUGAGAUGGGCUAGUGAGGCAGAAGGAGGGAUGAGGACUAGGGAGGGACUCUGCUUUGAGGAUUCAAUCUGAAAGGCAACCUGAACGGAAGCUCUGAGCAGAAAUUGAGUAGAAGAAGGGAGAGCGUGAGACUUAAAGCUUGCUUCGACAUCAAAUCUUUUUUGGUCCAGAUUGUUGCCAUUGCAAGAUCUUUCCAGCAUGAUGACCUGGUCUCCGGUAUCCUCUUCCUCAGUACCAGGGCCUCUGUGAUGGGUUCUGUAUUCCUUUCCAUGGUGCUCCAUAUUAAUUGCGUUGUUGGAGUUUUCAUACUAGUAACCUGCACAGCCAUACUUUGGCAUAUCUCUUCAAAGGUUGAGAAAGAACGGACAUCUAGUACAGAUGCCACAAAGCACCAGGGCUCAUCUAGGGCACUAUCCACAGCGAUGUGGCAGUCAAAAGGAUGGUGUGUUCUAUGAAACCUAUUAUCGCCUGAGCCAGCAAUACCCAGUUAUCCUGCUCUUGCUAUUCAUCGUUCUGGCAAUAUGUGUCUCCCUCAUUGCCACUACUUUUGGCAGUGGGCGGACAUUUUCCGACAACCAGGGUUUCCUGGUGAGUGUCUUCUGUGCUCUAGGGGUAUUCACCAUCUUGUUCAUCUUGGUAUGCAUAAAAGCCGUGCUACAGAAGUGUAUGAAGACCAUAGCUGUAGUUAUCUGGGCUUGUCUCGUUACCAUGGGCUAUGCCUUCAUAUUCACCAGUGAUGUUGUUACUCCAUGGGACCAGGUUUAUUGGACACUGUUUGUGACUAUAAGCUUAUACACCAUGCUCCCUUUAUGCAUGAAAGGGGCUAUUUUCGCUGGAGUCUGCUGUUCUGUGUCCCACAUCAUCGUGCUGAGCAUUUAUGUGUCUUUAACGCGUCAUCCACCUGCGGGGAACUUUGCUGUGCAGAUGAUUGCUGAUGUUGUCAUCUUGCUGUGUGGAAAUGUUGUGGGGGGAUAUCACAAGCGUGUCACUGAAAGCGCCCUGAAGGAUACCUACCAUGAAGCCAUCAACUUCAUUAAUUCUCGACGGAAGCUGGACUCCCAAGAGAGACAGCAGGAGCACCUGCUGCUAUCAAUCCUUCCCCAGUACAUUGCUACAGAAAUGAAAGCGGAGAUCAUAGAGAGACUAAAAGAAAAGAGACCAAAACCGGAAAAUACCAACAAUUUCCAUAAUCUGUACAUCAAGAGACAUAAAGACGUAAGCAUUCUUUAUGCAGACAUUGUGGGCUUUACCCUACUCUCCAGUGAAUGCUCUCCUAAGGAACUGGUCCUCAUGUUAAACGAGCUGUUUGGAAAAUUUGACCAGAUUGCAAAAGACAAUGAGUGUAUGCGCAUUAAGAUUCUGGGAGACUGCUAUUAUUGUGUAUCAGGUCUGCCUGAAUACUUGCCAGAUCACGCCAAGAACUGUGUUCAGAUGGGAUUAGAUAUGUGCCAAGCUAUCCGGAAGUUACGUAAAGCCACUGGUGUGGAUAUUAACAUGCGUGUUGGAGUACACUCUGGCAAUGUUCUCUGUGGUGUGAUUGGGCUCCAGAAGUGGCAAUAUGAUGUUUGGUCACAUGAUGUAACACUAGCAAAUCACAUGGAAGCUGGAGGUGUCCCAGGGAGAGUCCACAUUACAGAGGCUACCCUGUCACACCUAGACAAUGAGUAUAAAGUGGAAGAUGCAACUUCAGCACAGAGAGACCCCUAUCUGAAAGAAAAUAACAUUAAAACAUAUUUGGUUAUUGACCCAAGGGCUACUGAUUGUGAAGGUGAGGAUAUUCUAACUCAAAGACAGUCAGACAGUCAGGCCCCCAAAACGAGGGCUUCUGUCCGUAUGACACGCUAUCUGGAGUCCUGGGGAGCAGCUAAACCAUUCGCUCACCUCAAUCACAGGGACAGCCUGGUCCCAGAAUCCACAAACACAUCAUCAAAUCGGGACCUUGCAAUGUAUUCUCUACCAGCAGUGGGGAACCAGGACAAGUCGCGCUCUCCCAAAGAGACAAAUGAGCCAGGGAAUGACAGCCUCUUUCAAAUCUUAGAGGAACUCAACUCACAAAGGCAGUGGAAGAAAUCAAAUGACUUCAACCGUAUUACUCUGUAUUUUAAUGAGCCACACAUGGAGAAGGAGUACCGACUCUCAGACCUACCAUCCUUUAAGUAUUACACCGCAUGCUGCUUCUUCAUCUUCACUUGUAACUUCACUGUCCAGAUGCUGGUGUCUCACAAAAAUGCAGCCCUUGGGAUCUCGUAUGGCAUCUCCUUCUUCCUCUUCCUGCUUUUUCUCUUCACCUGCUUUGCUGGAGACCUUGCUCGCUGUAUCUUCAAAGGACCUCAGCUUCUGCACUGGGUUCCCUCCCUCUCCAUUGCCAUUUCCAGCCGGCCAUGUCUUAGAGUUCCACUGGGCGUUCUCACAAUACUCACUGUGCUUUUCAUGGCAGUGUUUAACCUGUUUUUUAUGCCAUAUGACUCCUGCUCGGAUAUACUGCUCAAUUCAUCACAGUCUUCUUCUUCUGCAGAACCUCAGUCUCUGUACAGUCUGCCGUAUUACAUGUACUGUUGCAUUCUGGGACUUCUGGCCUGCUCUGCCUUCCUUCUUAUGAACUUUGAAGUCAAGCUGAUACUUCUGAUUAUUGCUCUUGUGAUCUACAACGUGAUAUUCCUGAACAUACACAGCUGGGUGUCGGAGUGUUACAUGGAAUGGCUGAAUCAGACAGAUCCUAGACCUGGAGUCCUCAAAGAGCCAAAGUUUAUGGGCAGCAUUGCGUUAUUCAUCUUCUUCUUCACCUUGCUGGCCCUAGCUAGGCAGAACGAAUACUACUGCCGCUUAGACUUUUUAUGGAAAAGAAAGUUUAAAAUGGAACGAGAGAGAAUUGAGACAAUGGAAAAUCUGAACCGUGUAUUGCUAGAAAACGUACUGCCUGCUGACGUGGCUCAACAGUUUAUUGGACAGAACCUUAGGAAUGAGGAUCUAUAUUACCAGUCGUACGAGUGUGUCUGUGUUAUCUUUGCCUCCAUUCCUGACUUUAAGGAAUUCUAUACUGAAAGCGAUGAGAACCGUGAAGGCCUAGAGUGUCUACGGCUGCUGAAUGAAAUAAUAGCAGAUUUUGAUGAGCUUCUUUCAAAACCCAAGUUCAGUAGUGUGGAAAAAAUAAAGACCAUCGGCAGUGCAUAUAUGGCAGCCACAGGAUUAAACGCCACAUCAGGGCAAGAAAACCCACAGGAUGGUGACCGAAAUUACAGUCAUAUUGGUAUCAUGGUAGAGUUUGCAAUGGCUCUGAUUGGAAAGUUGGACGUGAUCAAUAAACACUCAUUUAACAACUUCAAACUUCGUGUAGGUAUUAAUCACGGACCUGUUGUGGCUGGGGUUAUAGGUGCACAGAAACCACAGUAUGAUAUAUGGGGUAACACUGUAAAUGUUGCAAGUCGCAUGGACAGCACUGGAGUGCUGGGUAAAAUUCAGGUCACUGAAGAAACCAGCAAAGUUCUACAGAAACUGGGAUACACCUGUGAACGGCGAGGAGUCAUAAAGGUCAAAGGAAAAGGUCAACUCUGUACCUAUUUUGUUUCUACGGACAUGGCACGUUCGAGUUCCCAAGGCAAUGUUUUGAACUAGAUCUCCGUAUUCUCAAUUUAAAAAGAGAGGCUUUCUUAGGACCAUACUGCCAAACUGAUGAUAGAAAAAUGAGGAGGAUGGUGGUGAUUUAGUAUGUAAGGCAGAAAACACCCUUCUGAUAACUGGAUUGCCUGCUAUCUAUCGAAGUCCUCUAUAGUCUGGCAGUUCCAGGCAUUUGCAUGAAGGAUUGAGAAGACCAUACUUAGUUGCUGUAUGGAAAGAGGAAUGUUUUGUGCUGAUUUGUGGCUGGCCCGCAAGGUAGAAACUGGGUAAAUCCAGGCAUACCAUUAAAAGGAUAACAUGGCCAUUUUAUUAUUCUUGACCAGUAGAUCUAUGCUUUUAAGUGGUAGCCAUAGAAGUGAUAUGUUGGUGGGCCGGAUCCUAUCAAAACAGUAAUAUGAACAAUGGGAUGCACAGGCAAACUGGAGGCUAUUGCAAAUGCUCUAGUGGGCAACAUCGGAGCCACAACACUCCUGAUGGAUAGUGCUGUUGUAAAGGAACAAAGAAGACUGCAUCGGGGUAUGACACAUCUACCAGAUGCACAGAGAAGAAUGUCGUCAUAAAGCACAAAGAGAAGCACGAAUUCUGCUUUUCCAGCUUACAUUCUAUCCAUGAGGUCUGUAAACUAGCAGAGGUCAAACUCAGUGACUGUUUGGGAUAGUACAGUAUGGUAGUAUCACUUCCAAUUGGCAGUCAUGCAAUGUCACAAAGUAUCAGCAAGUUGCUGAAAUAAAGUAUCCAAUAUCCAGAGGCAAAGUGAUGGGUUCUGCAAUGACAGCUAAGCUCAGCAGUGCAUAUUGUGUUUAUAUCCUGGGCUACAAUGUAACGUGCAGCUUUAACAAAAAAAAAACAUCUGAUUUUCCAAAAGAGGAAGUGAGCAAGCCAUGACUGGCCCCACACGUCAUUUACAGAAAAGGAAGGUGUAAUCUAUAUACAAAGCAGCUCUCAUCACUUGACAUUGUAAUAUAUAUUUAUAUAUACACAUCCAUGCCGCGCCCAUUGUAUUUAUUCAUCACAAUAAACUCUUAUUAUUAAACAAUUGUGUUUCUACAUACAAGGAACUUUGAAGUAAAAAAAAAUGGCAAUUUCCCUUUGGUUAUUCUCAUUGUAUCGUAAUGAUUAUACUUGGCCUUCCAACACUUAACUUCAUUUAUAUUCUUCUUUUUAAAUAAUAUCUUUAUUAUUAUUAUGUUUGAGCUGGAUCUCGGGAUCCAGGUACUGCCAUUUUUUGUUCUCCACGGUCCAUAAUUUCUGCAGUGUUCCUUUUGUUUUGAAUGAUGGAUUGCAAAUGAAGUUGGCACUUGCAAUAGAACUUAAGCUCCACCCAUUGCCAAAGACCAUGCUCUUAAUAAAGGAUUUCCUACGUUAUCUUUCUUGGGUAUAAAGUAAUGCUAGUGUGAUC
Messenger RNA from Pelobates fuscus (common spadefoot toad), 5176 nucleotides. RefSeq names its product adenylate cyclase 4 (gene ADCY4). The record is from RefSeq and is a predicted model, not a curated record. Gene Ontology annotation, biological process: cAMP biosynthetic process; intracellular signal transduction; adenylate cyclase-activating G protein-coupled receptor signaling pathway. The transcript is spliced from 26 exons. NCBI's taxonomy places the organism in Eukaryota, Metazoa, Chordata, Amphibia, Anura, Pelobatidae. Gene Ontology annotation, cellular component: plasma membrane. Gene Ontology annotation, molecular function: adenylate cyclase activity. The coding region runs from base 541 to 3774 and encodes 1077 amino acids.